AAGUGCUCCGGCGGUUACCGAGGCGAUGGCUGGGCGGGGAGACGACGCCCCGAGGGGGCGGGCGCAGCGCUGAUUGGCUGGGACGGCCACGCCCCACCACGCCUGCCAAUAGGCGUGGGCUGACGCGCACAUGCGCAGGAUUCCAAGGUCCCCUCUGCCUCAGCCGUUGGUGAGUCCCCGGGCUCGGAUGCCAGCAAGGGGAGGGGUCCGCGAACUCCGCGGUCUGCACGUGCCCCCGAGGGGCAGGGCCCCUUAGUCCGGAGCGGCCUCAGUACGGGCGGAGGCCGCGCCCCCCUUCCCCAUGGAGGCUCAUGGGAAACGUAGUCCACGGGAACGGCGGGGGCCUUCGCAACAGGCGCCUCAUUGGCCAAAGCUACGCGCGGGGGGUGGGCGGUGCCUGUACCGGAUGUGCCCUGGGACGCCUGCGCGUGAUAGAACCGACUGGGUGGGGCGGGGCCGUCACCGUGCGGGGCGGAGCUUCCCCGGAGGCGGGGUCCUGAGGGCGUGGCUUUCUGAAUGGGCGGGGCGUCCCGGAGGGCUGCCCGCCCGGUCCGUCUCCUGCCCCCUUCCUCGCCCCGCCCCCAACGCCCCCAACGCCCCUGGGGACCUGCUUGGCCUUUGGGCCUCCGCCGCGCCCCCUGGGCCUUCACACCCUGGCGCCCCCUCGGUGUGGGCCUUGGCCUGGCCGCGCUCACCCCUCCGUCCCUGCAGGCUGCCGUGGCUGACCCCAGGACUCCCAGCACUAUGGCAUCGCCCCCGGGCCCCGAGAGCCUGUCCUCAGGGGACCCCGAGGCCGCGCGGCUGCGCUUCCGCGCCUUCCGCUACCGGGACGCGGCCGGGCCGCGCGAGGCCCUGGCGCGGCUCCGCGCGCUCUGCCGCCGCUGGCUGCGGCCCGAGGCGCGCUCCAAGGAGCAGAUGCUGGAGCUGCUGGUGCUGGAGCAGUUCCUGGGCGCGCUGCCCCCCGAGAUCCGGGCCUGGGUGCAGGGCCAGCGGCCGGGCAGCCCCGAGGAGGCCGCUGCCCUGGUGGAGGGGCUGCGGCGGGAUCCCGCGCCCCUGCUGGGCUGGAUCGCAGUCCAGGUCCUGCGGCAGGAGGUGGCCCCGGCAGCCCAGGAGACAGAGGCGCCCCUAGCUCCCGGGCCGCGCCCGGGCUCGGCCCUGGAGAAAGCCCCUGCCGACGCGGGGGGCCCGGGCCCUGCGCCUCCGCUCGGCUGCUGUGUGAAGGAGGAGCCCGAUGCAGAGCAGCCGCAGGCGGCCCCCUCCAGCCCUGCAGUGCCGACCCUGAGCCCUGGGGGGCGCCUCGGACACCAGGACCCGGCCUCCUCCGCGUCCCACCCGCCCCGGACCCAGGUGAGCACCCCAGCAGGAGGCCCGUGCGCCAGGCAGACACCGGUCACCAAGGGCACGGGCGCAUCCUUGGUGACCGGUGUCUGCGCUCCAGCCGGCCCAGCUCCCUGUCUGGGGCUGAGUGGGGCCCCCCAGGUGGUGGAGCCCGGGGUGUGGCCCCUGGCGGGACCGCGGGGCCCCUGGCCAGGGAGAGCUGGUCUGGAGACCGUCUGGGGGGAGGGGGCCCCCUCCCCUGGUCCUGAGGCAGCAUCUGAUCACUCAGCCCCCUUGCGCAGGUGCAGGUGGGGAGGGGCAUGAUGGACACCUGGCGGUCUGGCAGCUGGCGGCCUCCGGGCCCCCCAGGGCAGAAUGGGGUCGUCCCCCCAAGGACAUGUCCU
Condylura cristata (star-nosed mole) is the source of this 1721-nucleotide messenger RNA. It is a transcript of the gene ZNF446, whose product is annotated as zinc finger protein 446. The record is from RefSeq and is a predicted model, not a curated record. The coding region runs from base 517 to 1641 and encodes 374 amino acids. The transcript has 3 exons. Lineage: Eukaryota; Metazoa; Chordata; Mammalia; Eulipotyphla; Talpidae.